CGCAUUGCUUAGCGGCAUUUGAAAAGCCACACCUGAGUCUGGGCUGUCAGCAUCCAGUCUUCCCCGGCCCUGCUCGCCUCCGGCAGGUGGCCUGAGUUUGCCAAACAUCCUUGCAGAGCCAAGUCCAGAGGCCUGUCCCUCCUCUGCCUCCACCAUGUCUGCAAGGACCAUUAUCAUCGACCACGGGUCUGGCUUUCUGAAGGCGGGCUUGUCCGGGCUGAAUGAGCCCCAGAUGGUCAUUCCGAGCAUCGUGAGCUACCUGCCAUGCAGAGAGAACCCUGGCCCCAGCUCUGCCCGGAGGCGCUUGAUUCUAGGCAUUAGCUCUGACCACCCCGACACCUUUAGCUACCCCAUACAGCGUGGCCGUGUCCUCAACUGGGAGGCUGUGGAGAACAUCUGGACAGUUGUUGUGAAGAAAUGUAGACGGGGGCAUGAGGACUCCCCUGUAAUCAUCACAGAGUCCCCCUUGAGAGAGCCUGUGGACCGGCGGAAGACCCUGGAGAUUAUGUUUGAGUCCCUGAAUGUCCCCUCCAUACUCCUGGCAGACCAGCUGGAGAUGUCCCUCUACGCCUCGGGCCUCCUGACCGGCGUGGUGGUCGAUUCUGGCCACGGCCUGACCCGCGUGCAGCCCUUCCAUCUGGGCGGCUCCGUCCGCACCGGCGGCAGGACGCUGGAGUUCGGGGGCCAGGACCUCUCCGCCUACCUCUUCAAGAGCCUCUUUCAGGAGGAGUGCAACGAGCACGACCUGUUUCAGAUGGACACGGUCACCACCAUUCAGAUGAAGAGGUGCUUCGUGCCGCCGAGUUUUGAGGAGGCGCUGGGCCUGCACCAGAGACGGCGGGCCAGCAGGCCGGAUAAGAGCAACACCUACCAGCUCCCAGAUGGCACCGCCCUAGAGCUGACCGCCAUGCAGCGGAUGGCUCCGGAGAUGUUCUUCAGCCCCCAGAGGUUUGACCUGCCAGGGCCAGGCCUCUCGCAGGUGGUGCGUGACUCCGUUGAGACCUGUGACGCCUCCGUGCAGCCGGUGCUGGCUUCCCACGUGAUGGCCUGUGGCGGCAACACCCUCUGCACGGGCUUCACAAAGCGCCUGUUCAACGAGCUGACCACGGAUCAUUUCCCCUCCAUCCAGGUCUCCAUGUCGGUAGGUUCCAACAGAAACUUCAGCGUCUGGCUCGGGGCAUCUGUUGUGGCUCAUCUGUCCACUUAUGGGUCUCAGUGGCUGACCAAAGAGGAGUAUGACGAGCAGCUGCUUAUGUGACCUGCGGGCUCCAGAAGGCCCCGGCUCCCCUCGGAGCGGCGCGAGCAGGUUGACUUCAGCAAGGGGGUCCGGGCAGGGGUGGGCUUAGCUGGCUUCGGAAUUCUGGGUCACGAGGGAUGUUUUAGAAUUUUAUCUUGUUUCAAGAGUGGACCCCAGCUCCUGGAGGGCUCGGGUGUCAUCCCAGGAAAUGGAAAUGCUCCUGGGGACCUUUUAUUGGGGUUCUGUCCCUGGAUGCCCCCUCUGUGCCAAGGGCCACCUGUUUUUCUCAGCCUCUCCUUGGGCAGUUUCAUUCGUCUGGGGGGAGUAGGUUUCACUGGGCCAGAGGGACUAGGGCCAUUGGCUAGUGGUCCUGCUUAUUUUUGACUAGGGGGCACGGGAGGGUGAGGAUGGGGACAGCUGAAUUUCUAGUCCUUUCUGGCCAGGGAGGAAUUGCUAAAGGUGGGUCUGCAGUGCCCUUCCCACCUGGGCCAGGGUCUUGUUUUAUAUUUGCAAAUAAAUAACC
Molecule: messenger RNA, 1760 nt
Organism: Talpa occidentalis (Iberian mole)
Lineage: Eukaryota; Metazoa; Chordata; Mammalia; Eulipotyphla; Talpidae
Gene: ACTL8
Product: actin like 8
Exons: 3
Coding region: 155-1258 (367 amino acids)
Biological process (GO): skeletal muscle thin filament assembly
Cellular component (GO): stress fiber; striated muscle thin filament; actin filament
Source: RefSeq, a predicted model, not a curated record